AUGCCGCCAACACAGGAGCAGCACCGCACGCGCCCUGCGACCCGCCCACCCGCGCUGCGAGCUGCCAGUGACUCUGCUGUUGCAUCCCCCUCGCUGACCAGCCUGGCGCGGGGGUCUGCCGGCAUCCAGGGACCCCGUGUGAGGACCCUGUGUCAGAGCGCCCAACUGUCCAGGCGUCACGGCCAGUCCGCCUGGGCCGCCCGUGGGACCGCGGAGGCUCUAACCCAGGGAAGCCCCCCUCCUGGAGAGCAAUCGGCAUCCUCGCCUUCCUCCACCGGGAAGACCACGGAAGCAGAACAAGACCGAGGGGUGGGAAUUACAGAAAAGCAGCUUUCGCAUGGACGUGAGAAGCCAGAACAGCAGCGCAUCUUCCGAUCAUCAGACUCUUCCACAUUCCAGUCUCAGCUUCCGAGCUGUGACUCCCUGAGUGCGCACUGGUGCACCUGUGCUCCAGAUAAAGCCUCAGCAGCCCAGAGGCCAGGGGGUCACGUGUUCAGUCCCGUGACAAAAACAGAUCUACAAAGCCCCAGAAAAAACAGUGGGGUCAGGAUCCCCCCCUAG
Molecule: messenger RNA, 561 nt
Organism: Rangifer tarandus platyrhynchus (Svalbard reindeer)
Lineage: Eukaryota; Metazoa; Chordata; Mammalia; Artiodactyla; Cervidae
Source: the annotation of a GenBank genome assembly